AUGUCCCCAGACAUAUUGUCUACUAACGACGAAGAUAGAAAACCUCUUAUGGUGACUGAAGACACAGAUUUGGAUUUUCUUACAAAUUCCUCCAUGGAAAGUUUAGGUUUCAUCGGGCAACCAUUACAAGUCAAUACUUCUUCCGUGAGCACUUCAAAUCCGUUUGCCUCAUUUGAUGAUGUGUUUUAUCAUGGAAACAGUAAACCCACUUCAAGGAAUAAUAGUUAUAAAAGAGUAAAUAAUCAUACAUAUUAUCCAAGUGUGGGAGAAUUAUUUUGGAAAGAAGGUCAAAUGUAUAGCGACGUAAGAUUAUCAUUUGAGGAUCGUGGGAUUUUAGCAGCAAGAGCAGGUAUACCUACAGAAUUACGUUUACACUCUCUCGUGUUAUUUCAAUCACAAUUCUUUAAGGAACAACUCUCGGUAACUUCUGCGGCCAUACCUUCCUCUCCCGCUUCAAAUAUAAUUAAGGAAAAACAAAUUAUAGUACGAUUACCUUCACGUAUUACGGAAGAGGAUAUAAUAAAUUUUUAUACUACUUUAAAAUUAAUGUACACAAAAAACUGGGACGUGGAAUUGGCAAAUAAUUUAACAAAAGGUGUCGGUUGUCUGUCCGUAUGUUGUGAAAUAGGGUUUCAUGAGGGGAUAGAGACUUGUUGGAAAUGGUUAGUUAGUAAAUGUAAUCGUGAUAAGAAUAAAGAGAUGAUGAGAAGGUUGAUUGAAGCUUAUCCGAAUUUACAUGAACAAUUUUCAGAACCCGAUGAGAAGAUCAAUCCAAAUGUAUUUGCUUCAACAUCUUAUCAAAACUCGAGUAAAAGUAAAAGAAAUUCCCCUACUCAUCGUCAUUCUUCUCGUCGUUCAAAUAAAUCUCGUCGAAGAACAAAUUCCAGUGGAAAUGGCAAUUUUAAUAACAGACAAUCAGUUCCCCCAAAGAUUAAAUUAAAUCGUGGUGAUGCCUCAAUGUUAAGCGCUUCUUCAACCUCCCCUGCUCCUACAAUACCUUCUAAUUCGACUACUUUCCCUCCCUUACCUCCAACCUCUCCACCUUCAAUAUUCAAUAACUCUCGUAUACUUAACACAUGGAUAACGAAUUUCGAGUCUUAUGCUAUAUCGUCAAAACGGGCAUGUUCUAAAAUGCAAAUCGAAUCAAGAAAAGAUAAUAAAUGUUUCCCAUUCCUUGAACAUUUCGUUUCAAUAUUUGAUUCUAUUAAUCAAUUGGGUAGAGCUAAGCAUAUAAAUUCCCCCGAAGCUCUUGAUUACACAUUGCGCAUGUUAAAUGUAAUCAAAAUCGAGCAUGCUCAUUUUCAUACUUUACAUAUGCCAUCACAGAAUAAACGACUGAAACCUUUCAAAUCUUUCAAAUCUCUCAAAUCUUUCAAUCGAUCGCUACUUCAUGAAUCAUUGGACGAACCUUUAUCACAGAUAAUUAAAAAUAUUUUGGCUCCAUUAGAACAGAAACAUUUAUGCGAUUAUUUAUGGGCCCCUUCAAAUAUUUCAAAUUUAAUGCAUUUGAGAGAAAUAAGGAGUGAUGAUGAGGACAAUAUGGAAGAAGACGAGUUCGUUGGGUAUGAUCAAAUGAUGGGUGAAAUUAGUUUGGUAAAGGCUUCACGUGUAAGUAAAAUUGAGCAUAUGGUUGUUGGUGACAAAAUGGCCAAAUGUAUGAGAGAAAUUCGUUCAAAUACCUCAAAAAAUUAUCGUUCUUCAUGA
Funneliformis geosporum is the source of this 1704-nucleotide messenger RNA. The record is from the annotation of a GenBank genome assembly. Lineage: Eukaryota; Fungi; Glomeromycota; Glomeromycetes; Glomerales; Glomeraceae.